Molecule: messenger RNA, 589 nt
Organism: Bursaphelenchus okinawaensis
Lineage: Eukaryota; Metazoa; Nematoda; Chromadorea; Rhabditida; Aphelenchoididae
Source: the annotation of a GenBank genome assembly
AUGGCCGCCACGACUUCAUCGUGCAUUCAGAAGCGCACCACCAAACUCGAAUCACGUCGCAUCUGCUUCACCCAAGAACCACCAUCCGUCUUUGAGUACCCGGACGAGAAUUGCACAAUGGAAUGGGGGGAAUGGCGACAAGGACACCCCAUCUCCUAUGAUGAAUAUCAGCGAAUCGUUCAAGCAGCCAGCGACGAGGCCCAAGCCCAACUGAAUCAACUGGCCAGGUGGCGACAACAAAUGCAAAUGAAGUUUGUGGAUCAGGAGCAGGCUCUGGAGAGUGAGUUUUGAUUUUGGGCAUGGGCAUGGGCGGGGGGGGGGGGGUAAAAAUGAUUUUUUUUUGAAAAGUUGAACUUGGUCCCCCCUGUAAAUUUAAAAAUUUUAAAAUUUUGAAAAAAAAAAUUUUUUUGAGUUUUUUAAGUUUGUCAUUCCAGACGCAGUUCAACAACUGAACCAAACCGCGUUGAUCAGUUCCCAAACCAGUUCCCAAACGUCAUCGAAACCCACCGACAAUUCACCACCUCGCUUCACCUUCAACACUAGCUCCCAACCUCCACUACGCCGGGAAUGCGGAACGUCGGCCAUCUAA